Messenger RNA from Elaeis guineensis (African oil palm), 1591 nucleotides. Its product is annotated as receptor homology region, transmembrane domain- and RING domain-containing protein 1. NCBI's taxonomy places the organism in Eukaryota, Viridiplantae, Streptophyta, Magnoliopsida, Arecales, Arecaceae. The record is from RefSeq and is a predicted model, not a curated record.
CCGAUCCUCUCGACCGGCCUGUUAACGUCCGCCUCAUAACGUACUCCAGCAUCCUUCUUCUUCCCCGCCGCUCUCUCUCUCUCUCUCUGUGUGUGAUGGCAGCUGAUGUCUCCAUCUCUUCCGUGUUCUUCUCUCUUUUCUCGACUCGGAGGUUGAAUUUAAGCUCUCUUUCUGAGAUUUUUUUUUUCCCCCUCCAUCUGAAUCUGGGAAAUAUGAAUUAAAGUGGAAAGAUUUCUUUUGGGAAAUAUAAGUUAAUGCGGAAAGAUUUCUUGAGGAAAUACCAGUGAAAGUGGAAAGGAAUCAGAUGGAGGACGGCCUUGGGUGAUUUAUGGAACUGAGGUUGGUUUUUAUGAGUGCAGAAUAAGUCGAAGGUCACUGGAUUCUUUUGUUGCUAUUGGUCUGAAUCGAAUUUUUGGUUGGACUCUUGUUUGGAGAAUGGCUUCUAUGACUCGUAUUGAUGGAGUGAGGUCGGCGGCUUUUAUAUGUGCUUUUCUUUUUCUUCUGGUGGAAUUGGCAUAUGGGAGUUUGGUCUUGUUUGGCAGGAACAUGUCCAAAUCUUUUGAUGACAUCGAGGCUGACUUCGCUCCAGUUGUAAGAGGAUCUGGUGAAAGUGGUGGCAUAUACCUAGCUGAGCCCCUUGAUGCAUGUACUCAAUUGAAUAAUAAAGUAAUCAAUGAUUCAAGUUCGUCAUUUGCACUAAUCAUAAGAGGAGGAUGUCAUUUUGAUGAAAAAGUUAGAAAUGCACAGAAUGCUGGAUUUAAAGCUGCUGUUAUAUACAAUAAUGAAGAUUAUGGUCCAGUAUCUGCAAUAAGAGGAAUCCCGGAUGGCAUCACUAUACCGGCUGUCUUUAUAUCUAAAGCAUCUGGUGAGGCACUUAGAGAAUAUGCAGGUGACACAGACAUGGAGUUAUGGAUCUUACCAAGAAUUAAGAUCUCAGAAUGGUCUAUUUUGGCCUUCUGUUGCAUAUCUUUUCUUGUCAUGUCUGCUGGUGUGCUUGCUCCAUGUUUUUUUGUGCGUAGACAGUAUGGUGGACAUGAAGGGCCUAGAGCUUCUCAAAUCUAUGGGAUGAGCAGUCGACUGGUGGAAGCAAUUCCAAGUCUCAUAUUCACGUCAGCAUCAGAAGACAAUUGCACAUCACAAACAUGUGCUAUUUGCCUAGAGGACUACAAAGUGGGGGAGAAGCUUCGUGUGCUGCCAUGUCAUCACAAGUUUCAUGCUGUUUGUGUUGAUUCUUGGCUCACCACAUGGAGAACUUUUUGCCCUGUGUGCAAGCAAGAUGUUAACUCAAGCACAAUCUACAUUCCAGCCUCUGAGUCUACUCCACUACUUUCUUCUCUCUCUUCAUUUGCCUCUUCCUCUGCUGGAUCUUUAGCAGCGUUUCCCCCUAACUGUGCAAUUUGACAUGGUACAUUCUUGUUGAUUAGUUUGAGCUAUAGGUACUGAUGUUGGGAUAGGUGAAUGACGCCCAAAACUCAUUUUUGGUUAGCUAUCUAUCUGUGGUGGAGCUCAGGCCCAGAGAGCAACUCUGUCACGAACGAUUUGGCAUUUAACUCAGUGAAUACCUAACAAGUUCUUGCAUAUAAUAUGUCAA